Messenger RNA from Sinocyclocheilus anshuiensis, 2829 nucleotides. Its product is annotated as protein phosphatase 1 regulatory inhibitor subunit 16B-like. The record is from RefSeq and is a predicted model, not a curated record. Gene Ontology annotation, molecular function: protein binding; enzyme inhibitor activity; myosin phosphatase regulator activity. The transcript has 12 exons. Lineage: Eukaryota; Metazoa; Chordata; Actinopteri; Cypriniformes; Cyprinidae. Gene Ontology annotation, cellular component: cytoplasm. Gene Ontology annotation, biological process: regulation of sprouting angiogenesis; establishment of endothelial barrier. The coding region runs from base 691 to 2265 and encodes 524 amino acids.
GCCAAUAAAGAAGCUUUAUUAUUUGACUGUAGCUACAGUGCAUAGACUCUCUGGUGUGAUUUUGUUUGGUUUUUGCUUACCAUACUCUCUGAUGCCAGCUCACACAUAUUCAAAACAACAAUUAUAAUAUUAUCGUAGAAGAUUCAUAUCGCACACCUCGAGUCCUGUGAUUUUAUUGUGGUCUAUACGUUUACACGUCAGUGGUGUGUGUUGGAGAGCUUGCGAUGAGAGUGUGAACGCGUGUGCUGUUCCUGUUAAAGGUUAGUGAUGCUGGAUGAAUCUGUUUGUUUAAUGAGUGCAUAUCUGUCUCGUGUCCUGAGCGUCACCUGUGUGUGACAGGUUCAGGCGUCUGCGAGGGGAAGUUGUGUGUGUCGUGGGCUAGAAGUGGAAAACACGGCCCUCGCACACGCAUGAUUCACCUGCUCUCUCCUCCGGAGGAUUCACGUGUUAGAUCAAUCUCGGUGAUAAGCACAGGAAAUGCUUUGCCCACUUCACCAGUGGAAAAUUGCACAGCAGCAGAGAUGAGUGUGGCGUCUUCCUCUGCUCACUAAUGUGUGAAGCCCACGUUCCUCAGAAGGUCUCUGCCUGCGGCCUGAUAAAUGACUGUGGUUCAGGAUGAAGGGUGGAGGUUUGGCAGGGAGCUGCAGCCCCUGCUAGAUUCCCCGCCUCACCUUCAUCAUCAUCAUCAUCAUGGCCAGUCACCUGGAGCUGCUGAUGGAGCUGCAGCAGCUGGAUAAGGUGCCCAGUCUGGAACGGCUCAGAGCCGCGCAGAAGCGUCGCACGCAGCAGCUCAAGCGAUGGGCCGUCUACGAGAAAGAAAUGCAGAACAAGAAGCGCAAGGGCGACAAACGCCGCGGCCACUGGAACCUGCGGGAAAACCGCAAAAGGGUUUCGUUUGCGGCGAGCAUCGCUCUGCUGGAGGCCUCGUCGAGGAACGAUCCGGAUGAAGUGCGAUAUCUACUGAAGAACAACGUGAGUCCUGAUCUGUGUAACGAAGACGGACUGACGGCCCUACACCAGUGUUGCAUUGAUAACUAUGAGAAUAUGGUGCGGAUCCUGCUGGCUCACGGAGCGACUGUCAACUCUCAGGACAAUGAGCUCUGGACGCCUCUUCAUGCUGCAGCGACAUGUGGACACACGGGCCUCGUCAAGAUCCUCAUCCAGCACGGCGCUGAUCUCUUAGCAGUGAACUCAGAUGGUAACAUGCCCUAUGACCUCUGUGAGGACGACCCCACGCUCGACAUCAUCGAGACCGCCAUGGCCAACCGAGGCAUCACACAGGAGAUGAUCAAUGAGACGAGAGCAGCGGUGGAGAGGAGGAUGCUGGGAGAUAUUCAGAACCUCCUGCAGGAUGGAGCCGACGUCAACCGACACGACUCCCAGGGGGCCACGCUGCUGCACGUCGCAGCGGCAAACGGUUUCUCAGAGGCUGCAGAGAUGCUGUUAGAGGGCGGAGCCAGAACAGAGAUGAGGGAUUCUGACGGGUGGAUGCCGUUACACGCUGCUGCAUGCUGGGGACAGGUGCAUGUGGCCGAGCUUCUGGUUUCUCAUGGUGCCGAUCUAAACGCCAAGACGUACUUGGAGGAGACGCCUAUAGAUCUGUGUGAGGAUGAGGAGUUGAGGAAUCAUCUGCUGGAGUUGAAGCACAAACAUGACAUCAUCAUGAAAUCACAGCUGAAGCACAAGACGUCACUGUGCCGCCGGACCAGCAGCACCGGCAGCCGCGGGAAAGUGGUGCGCAGGGCGAGUGUGUCCAACAGACACAAUCUCUGCAGGAAGGAGUAUCAGACCGAAGCCAUCGUGUGGAGAGGAGGACGAGAGGAAGAGGAGCGAGAGCGGGAGUCUGAUCAGGAAAACAGCCUCUCGACGCAGCCCGACGACGCUCCUCGAGCAGCGGGGAUCCUGAAGGAGGACGGCGGACAGAACGGCUGCAUCUCCAGCACUCCAGCGCCGGCCGCUGACCCCGUGACCCUUGACCGCGCGCCCUCCGCCGAGGAGCCCAAGCACAAAGAGCAUGCACAGACACUGUCCGAACUCAAGAAGCAGCGCGCCGCCGCCAACCUCCUCGCCCAUCCCGUCCUCAACGGCCACCUGGGAAACGGCUCGACUAGAGCCAGCCCCGAGGAUCCGCGCAUGCCGCUGGUCUCGUCCAAUGGCAGCGCAGUUUACUUCACACCUGCCAGUGGAGACCCGCCCCUUCUGAGGUUCAGGCAGCCAAUAGAAGACGAGGAUCCCAAGAGUGACAGCUGCUGCUGCAUCUCAUAGAUCCGACGAGAGGAUCCCGAGCGAUCCGGUUAUCACCCGCUUUUAUUUCUCAUUCCAAGCCUGGAAGUGUGACGAACCCUCUCUGAAUCCUGUGCAGGAACGGGAACUUCUCAGAGGAGGAAGGAAAUGAUCUCCUUCAGGCUUCCCAGGUUAAAUGUGUGACAUAUGCUUCUCUAUUUCACUUCCAGCAGCAGAUCGAACAACAGACGAUUCCUUCCAGCUGUGUAAUGUGCGAUUGUACAGAUCUUCAGCUUAGUGGUGUUAUACAGACCGACAGACGUGUUCCUCUCCUGUACAGUAUUUAUUUGUAUAUGUACAUAGAGCCACUCUUCUAUAAGAUUAUUUAUUGUAUUCCAGAGAGAUGAAGUGACGGAUGGAGCACAAACGAGUCAGUAUUUUUCUAUGACAGUGUUAUAAUGACCAGAUGAAGUAUUUGAAUGCAUCUCACGUCCAACUCACAUUUCACACUCAAAUCACAAGAACGGCGUAGCCAGCCUCUGAUAUGUUGUGCAUCUAGUGCUGUCAAAUAAAUUAAUCGCGAUUAAUCGCAUCCAAAAUAAAAGU